AUGGCUCGGCGGGUGGUGCUCGCGGUUGCUGUCCUUCUCGGCUGCGGCAUGCUGAUGUCCGCUUUUGUGCCCUUCUCGCCGAUGGUCAUCCGCCCCGCGGAUCAGCAGCCUGCAGCGCUGGGAACGGCGAUGAUGCCUGACGACAGGAUUGUCCUGCCGAGUGGGUGUUGCAUUCUCCACGGUGAUUCCAAUGUCGCAAUAGCUGAAGGGCAGAACUGCAGCAGCAGCAGCAACAACCAGUCACUGAAAUUUUGUUUUACAUCUUGCAGGGUUCGAAUGCUCACCGCGUUGCUGGAUGGGGCAUCAAAGAGUGGCUGA
Prorocentrum cordatum is the source of this 318-nucleotide messenger RNA. The record is from the annotation of a GenBank genome assembly. NCBI's taxonomy places the organism in Eukaryota, Dinophyceae, Prorocentrales, Prorocentraceae.